Molecule: messenger RNA, 1454 nt
Organism: Fundulus heteroclitus (mummichog)
Lineage: Eukaryota; Metazoa; Chordata; Actinopteri; Cyprinodontiformes; Fundulidae
Product: olfactory receptor class A-like protein 1
Exons: 2
Coding region: 111-1052 (313 amino acids)
Biological process (GO): G protein-coupled receptor signaling pathway
Cellular component (GO): membrane
Molecular function (GO): pheromone receptor activity
Source: RefSeq, a predicted model, not a curated record
UAAAUCGUCUCUCACAGGCUAUUCGGCAGCUUGUUUAUUCAAGGAGUUUCGCUUUUUUUUUUCUUCUCUGCAGCUUCACACGAGAGUAAAGUUUACCAGGUCUUGGUGGCAUGGAUCUCUGUGUGACCAUCAAAGGGGUCUCCUUCCUCUUGCAGACAGGUAUGGGCAUUUUGGGGAACGGCGUGGUGCUGUUGGCGUACGCCAGCAUAAUCUGCACCGAACCGAAGCUCCUUCCCGUGGACAUGAUCCUGUGCCACCUCGCCUUCGCCAACCUGAUGCUGCUGCUGACCCGCUGCGUGCCCCAGACCAUGACUGUGUUCGGGUUGAAGGGCCUUCUGAACGACCCCGGCUGUAAGGUGGUGAUCUACGCCUAUCGCGUCGGCAGGGCUUUGUCGGUUUGCAUCACCUGCAUGCUGAGCGUCUUCCAGGCGGCGACAAUAGCCCCCGCAGGCCCCAGAUUGUCCAGGCUGAAGCCGACGCUUCCCUCCCUGGUCCUUCCCACCUUUGCCAUGCUGUGGUUCCUUAACAUGGCCAUUUGCAUCGCAGCGCCUCUCUUCUCCAUGGCUCCGCGUAACGGCACCGUCCCUGCAUUCACCCUCAACCUGGGCUUCUGCCACGUGGACUUCAGAGACAACCUGUCCUACGUUGUCAACGGGGUGGCCGUCUCCGGCAGGGAUUUUGCAUUCGUGGCCCUGAUGGUGGGCUCCAGCGGUUACAUCCUCCUGCUUCUCCACCGCCACAGCGAGCAGGUGAGAGGGAUCCGUCGCUCUCACGGCAGCGGGGCGGAAACCAGAGCGGCCAAGACCGUGGUGACCCUGGUGGUCCUCUACGUCGUGUUCUUUGGCAUCGACAACGUGAUCUGGAUCUACAUGCUGACGGUCUCAAAGGUGUCGCCGGUGGUGGCCGACAUGAGGGUGUUCUUCUCCUCCUGCUAUGCCUCGCUCAGCCCCUACUUCAUCAUUUCGUCCAACAAGAAGGUCAAGAGGAAGAUUGUGUGCGCGGCGGAGCAUGACCAACCGUUAGUGGACACUCAGGAGUCGAAUGAGAAGUGACUGUUUCUGUCUUGACCGCCUCCAAAGCGUAUAGCAUGCAGCAAAUGUUCUCCGUCAAACCUGUUUAUUUGGAGCGUUUUUUUUUACAAAGAUGGGUAGUAUUUAGCGCCUCUCUGGUCGUUUAGAUUUCUGAAAUGCUGCAAUGGAUUGGUGCCAUUUGAACAGAACACACAACGCACAGCAAUCGUAUGUAACAUAAAAAACGUGGCCAGAAUGUGACUUGAAUUUAAAGCUGUGUAGCUGUAUGUGCAUUCAGGCAAUGUAGUUUGGCUCCACUAGUCAAUUAUAUACAGGAGCUCUAAGAAUUUGAUAAGUCUCACCUGGGUGGAUUUGCUGUUUCACUAUUGUCUUCGUCUUUGUUGGUCAUCAAAAGCAAUUAUAUCUUCUAAUUGGUAAUGUUAU